CCUGAAUUCUAUGUAAAUACUACGCCUAAAGAACGUAUAACACUUACAUAAAACGAUUUAGAAAUUAUAGAAUUGUGAAAUAGGUUCCAUGAUAUAGGACGGAAGUUGUAGUAAAUAUGUUGAACUAUGUAAAAUCACGUCGAAGAAGCCUAAACACAUCUUUCAAGCUUUGUUUGUGUGACAACAAUCGAUGAUUCAAACUUGGUCCUGUGGCAUACUUGAUACUUCCUUUUAGAAGAAUUUUGAUACAAUGGCCACAUCUCAACUAUGCUCUUGUUUUGGACAACUACGGCCAAAAUAUAAACGAAAGGUCGACCAGAUUUUCCCCAGGGAUGCCAGAGAUGGUCUGGUGAAAUCGAACAUGGAUAAAUUAAUUUUUUAUGCGCUUUCUUCUCCUGAGAAGUUGGAUCGAAUUGGGGCGUAUUUGGCCAGGAAAUUGGAAAGCCAUAUUUACUGGAAACGGUAUGAAUUCGUUCUAAUCACAAUGGAAGCUAUGGAGCAACUGUUGUCCGCGUGUCAUGCACCAGAUAUUAACUUAUUUGUAGCUAGUUUCCUUAAAAUGGUGCAAGCGUUGCUGGAAAGUUCUGAGACAGUUCUGCAAAUAAGGGGCUCUGAUUCAUUCGUUAUUUUUGCCAACAUUGAAGAAGACACUCCAUCGUAUCACCGACAAUAUGACUUCUUUGUAUCGAAGUUCAGCGAGAUGUGUUAUCGUGACGGUGCGAGUACAGAAGAAAAUAGCACCAUAAAGAUGGCAGGCUUAAGGGGCCUCCAAGGUAUCUUCCGUAAGACUGUGUCUGAUGAUCUGCAAGUUAAUAUCUGGGAUAAGGUAUUCAUGGGAAAGAUAAUCCCAUCAUUAUUACAUGUUUUGGAGCAUGGUGAUUGGCCGAUAGAUAAUACGCAUGAGGAGUCGUUAGAUUCUGAAGAUGACCCGUGCAGUUUUGCAGAGGCCAUCUUACGUGAGAUUGUGAGCCAAGCUAGCUUUGGUAAUGUUCGUGCCGGAAUCGAGCCUGUGCUUUAUCACUUAGAUGCAGCAGAGUUAUGGAUUCCAAGUGAGUUCGCUGUUCAUUGCUUUAAAAUUAUCUUAUAUUCAGUGCAGAAUCAAUAUUCAUACCUGGUUAUUCAAAUGCUUCUUAACCAUCUCAACAAACAUGUGAACAGCUCACUUGAGAUGAAAACAAAUGUUGUUGAAGUAAUUUCAACAUCAGUGGCUAUCGCUAGUGCAGAGUCGAUGGGAGCUUCUGUCCUAGAAGUCUUUAAUACCCUCUUGCAUCACUUGAGACUGUCUGUAGAUGCUCGUAGUGAAAGCAGCAAAUCCCAAGAAGCAUUUGAACAAGCAAUUAUCAAGACAGUUGGUAUAUUUGCUCAGGUAUUACCAGAUUAUCAGAAAUCAGAAAUCAUGAUGUUCAUCAUGGGAAAGCUACCAUUGAAUUCGAAAAACUUGAUUCGACAGCAUUCAUACCAAAGGAGCCAAUCAUUGGAGGAUGGUGAUUAUGAAAAUGCCCAGAGCGAGGCACUACAAGAAAUGUAUUUACUUUGUCUUUUAAAAAUUGCUGUUAUUUACAACUCUGAGAAACUGUCAACAACAUUUCCUGACACCUUACUUGAUUCCCUUCUGAAAGUGUCCAUCUCCAGAAAUGUCCGUAUCAGUAAACUCGCAUACGAGAUCCUUCAAACUCUUCUUGACCGACAAAAUAAUCUUCCAAAACUUACAAUUGAAGGUCUGAUGAAGACUAUAGAACAGAAUGGUAUUGUUAUUAAGAAAUCCAGCAAAGCAGAUAUUAUGUUUUUCCAAAAGAAAAAGGAUGAAUUGUUUUGGCAUAUUUAUCAAAGUGCAUCCAAUCGUUUUAACACCACAGAGAACAUCUUUGUCAUUUACAAAACACUAAUUUUGCUUGCUGUUGAGAUUAAUGAUAGUGGUAUCUUGGUAGAACUGAUUCGCUUUGUAUUAAGUUUACAGUUAAUCAAUGGAGAGAGCACUUUGACAAAGGCUAAAGCAGCAAUCCAUGCUACAGUUUGUGCUUGUCUGAAUUUUAUUGGGGAAUUAAUGGGCAUCAGCAAGCUUAGGAGAUAUGUUGGCACUUGUAUGAAGAUACGACAGAAUUACAAAUACCUUUUACCUGCCUUCGCAUUCAGCGAAGAGGAAAUAGAUUUCCCCCAAACAGAAUUACCAAGCAGUGUGUUAAUAUCCCUUGAAGACGUCAGCAAAGCUCUUGAAGAGGGAGGAUUUGAAACAAAGAUGCUAUCUUCACCUUAUGUUCCACAGCCUAUAUCAGAAUUGCCCAAUGGCCAACAGGAUGAGAAGUCACACUCACUUCGUUCAGAGACUGGGUCGCUUUCAUCUGCUGAAGGAGUGCAUUUCACUAUUGCAGAGGAAGUAACAUUCGAUACCCUCAAAGAGGUUUUACAAAGGAACGCUAGCCAAUCGGUGGAAGGGAAUUUGGAUUUGUAUAAUGCUACAUUCAACGACAUCGCUGCGAUUGCCGAUGGUCGUGCCCGUGAGUUUAAUGUGAAAAUGGACGAUGUUCUCGAAGUUUCCGACUUGAUUAUUGAGAAGAAUAGAAUCAAAGAAGCCCCUAGUAUUUCAUCUCUGCCUGGAGAGGACAAUUAUGAAAUGAAUUUUUCUGAUAAGUAUGUCUAUUAGAGAAGAAUUACGGACAUACAGUAUUAUAGGUACUGAAUUAGCAGAUUAACAAAAAAUGAGACUGAUAACCGAAACAAUCAACUACAGAAAUACUCUGUGAUUUUAUUAAAUCGAGAGGUUGAAGAAUAAGCCUGAACGUCAAUGAUAACAAUUAUUAGUAUUUCAAUUACUGACGCAAUAAUUAGUAAAAUGCAUGUUUGGAGACUCGAUGGAAGUAUUUUUGACCAGGUGUAUAUUCAGUGGCGAAGCUGAGGGAAUUCGACUAGUCGUGCUCUAAGACCCGCACAGGCUAGGGGGGUCCGGGGGCAUGCACCCCCGGGAGAAUUUUGAUUUUCGAAGUCUGGAAUGGCUAUUUCCUGCGAUUUCAGGGUGAAAUUCAUGCAAAGAAAGCUACAAAAAAGUGUGAUAUAAAGAGGAAAAUUCUUAAUACUUUUUGUUUUUGAAAUUUGUAUUUCCACAAAAUUUAAUUUUAUUUCACUAUAUAUUUAAACUUAUCUGCAAAUGACGCUCAAUAUAGCCAAUAUUGGCAGAAGAAAUAGGAGAAUAUUGUAUGUGUACAUUUUAAUACCCUGCUGAGUGCUGUAAUAUGAUCUUUCAUUUGGAAUUGCGUAAAGGUCAACUGUAAUGUACAGUGUCUACAAGGAC
Paramuricea clavata is the source of this 3286-nucleotide messenger RNA. The record is from the annotation of a GenBank genome assembly. Lineage: Eukaryota; Metazoa; Cnidaria; Anthozoa; Malacalcyonacea; Plexauridae.